This is a messenger RNA of Aspergillus eucalypticola CBS 122712, 1372 nucleotides long. RefSeq lists its product as uncharacterized. NCBI's taxonomy places the organism in Eukaryota, Fungi, Ascomycota, Eurotiomycetes, Eurotiales, Aspergillaceae. The record is from RefSeq and is a predicted model, not a curated record. The coding region runs from base 39 to 1274 and encodes 411 amino acids. Gene Ontology annotation, biological process: polyketide metabolic process. The transcript is spliced from 4 exons.
GAACUAUUGCGUGUAGUAUCAGAAUCUCCUCAACUAUAAUGACCUCCAACUCUACUUCGCUUCCAUCCGUCCCGCGCGUCAACCUGGGCGACAACAUCAUCCUUCAACCCCCUCUUUCACGAUGCGGACAGGGUCCAGGCCUGAUUUUGAUAAGAUCAGCCAAUGUUGCAGAAUGCCAGAACAAAAAUACCAGUCUAGACCCAGAGCCACUGCAGAAGUGGGCCGAGGAAAGCUAUGUAGUUGCGCAGAUCACUUUCGACUCAGACUCAAGCGCAAACGCUUCUCUACUGUCGAUCAGAAUUGACAGCGCAAUUGCCGGCUUAAUCGCCCUGUCUGAAUGCAAUGACAAGGAGAAAUUCGGCAUAUUAGUCUACGGCUCCCAAUCCGAUUACGCCCCAACUUUCAUCCACUCACUGCUGGCCCACAUCAGUGGCACAAAUAAGUUUGCAGCAAUAGUAUACCACAGCAUUUGGGACGCUUCCUCCGAUACUCCAACACUCAUGCACAUCCCAGGGUCCCAUGCACCCACUACCAAUGGCACCAACUACGUCUACCCCGACGUAUCCUCUCCCGGCUUCAUCAUCCCCGGUCACCCCGACUUCAAAUACUCCACUGCCAGUGUAGCGCAUACCCGUUCCCUCACCUUCCUCAAGAGUCACCUGAGCGGGCCAUACUUCGACCUGGAGAAAAUCUGGGCCGAACACACAUACUACGAAUUCGAUGUUCGAUCUGUCGAAAAGACCAUGGCCACAAUGGUUCAAGAACCAUAUGUGAACCAUAUCCCGACCAUGACCGGCGGCAUUGGCCGCACCAAACUAAGCAACUUUUACCUCCACCACUUCAUCUUCAACAACCCCGACGACACCGCUCUAGAGCUGAUAAGUCGGACUGUGGGUAUUGAUCGCGUUGUAGAUGAGUUUAUUUUCUCCUUUACACAUGAUAAGGAGGUAGAUUGGUUGGUCCCCGGCAUUCCCCCAACCCACAAACCGCUUCGCAUCCCCUUUACAUCGGUCGUCAACAUCCGCGGCGACCGACUCUACCACGAGCACAUCGCAUGGGAUCAAGCGACCGUUCUCGUUCAGUUGGGUCUCCUGCCACAAUGGUUGCCUUUUCCGUACCAACUACCGGAUGGAAGGACACCCGCGCCAGGGAAGAGAUUCGAGUACAAAGUGCCUGCUGGAGGCGUAGAGACCGCGGAGAAAUUGAAGGACGAGAGUGCGGUGGAGUCGAAUGGGAUGUUUGGAGUGGGGAUUAGGGAGGUGGAUGAUUCGUGAAUUGGGUUGGACUUGAAGUGUGAUUGGAAUAUGUGAGCAUAGUAGUAUGGUAGUAUAGUAGCAUUUUGAAUGGAAUUGCUAAUCUUGAUAGAAUUGUC